CCUCGUGUCCUGUGCCGAGGGAGAGCCACUGUAGUCGAACGAAAACCGCCGCUGCCUCCUAGGCUGCUGCUCGGGCAGCGGACGCGCAACGAGCGUCGCGUGUCAAUGUUUACGUGUAAGGACGCCAGUAGUUAUUCGCUUUUCUAGGACGCCGACGCGUGUGUGUGUUGAUUAGUGACAAGUGAGGACGACGAGCCGUCACGGCAAACCAAGGCAGCUCUGACAACGGCAACCUCAUCUGUUCCUGAUUUCAGAAGAGGUGUUGCUAAUGUGACUGCUUGGUGAAUUCGAGAUUCGACGCUCACUGCAAGUUGUUGAAUGUAACUCGCAGUGCAGUGAAACGUGAAGAAGAUGUCGGCGGGAGUGGCCGGCCAGCAGCAGCAGCAGCAGCAGCAGCAGCAGCAGCAGCCGUGCGAUGCCGGGCUGGAGGUGCGCGAGGCGGGCCGGGCGCUCAAGGUGCACGCCGAGCUGCCGCACCUGGUCAGCCUGGGCGGCGGCCGGCUCAGCACCGCCGUCACUCUGCACCCGCUGCCGCCAGGUCGCGUGAGCCUUGGAUCAGACCCAUCGAUGGACAUUGUGAUGCAGGGAACUGGUGUUGAGCCCAUACACUGUCACAUUGAGAACAAUGCCGGCAUUGUCACACUGUUCCCUGUGGCAGCCAUGACAGCUGUUGAUGGCCUGCAGGCUUUUACGCCCACCAGACUAACGCAAGGUUCAAUGAUUUGCAUUGGUAGAUCAAACUACCUGCGCUUCAACCAUCCUGCUGAAGCACGCCUGAUGAAGAGCAUCUUGCCAAACACAAGAAUUUCCAUGGUGCCACUCAGUUUUCUGUCAGGGACUGAUACUGAUGACAGUAAUCAACACAGUCAACAGAUGCAGUUUGACAAGAAACCUCCUGUAGCUCCUCGGAGAUCACCUCGCGACAGCUGGGGUGAUGUAAGCAACAGCAGCAGCUGCACAAGUGAAGACUGCUGUGUUUUAGGAAAAGUUUCCAAGUUUGAAUAUCUAGCACGUGCUAAUGGUGCAUCUAAACCUCCACCUUCACCAGCAUCAGGUCUGCAGCAGAGCCAGCACAUUUCUCCAAAAGUUUUCCCACCGAACAGUGUUACAGUUAACUCACCAGCCUCCGCAGUGCUUGGACCAAAUGUUAAAUCUCGCAGUGCUACACCAACAAAUCCUAACUACAGUAACCCCAGUGCCUUCAACAGUACUCACAGUGGCAAUUCAUCAGCAUUUAGUAACAUACAAGCAAACAAUGUAAUAGCUGGACAUAGUGGAACUCCCACAGCAAUGAUAAAUGGAGGCUCAAGAUCACAAAGUGCAACCCCUACGCCAUCGUGGUCACCUCGAUCGGGUGCUGGCCCCCAUGCAGGCAGCCCAUCAGCCUACGAAAAUGUAAACCCUCAAGCAGAAUCUCACAGAAGCAUUGCAACACCAAGUCCAGCCUUCAAUAGAAAUCCACUACCAUGGUACAAAGGUGGAUAUCAUAGUCCCCGCAGUGUAACACCAUCACCACCUCGUGCGUCUACAACUAGUCCUUUGUCAUCCGGCCAUCGACGUACCUCUUCAGCUGGUGGCAAUAGCUACGAAAUGAUGAGGCAUCGUGUGAACAGCCCCACCCCCAGUUUUGGAUCCAGUUGUAGCAUUGAGGAUCUCCAUGCUCGCAAAGAAGAACUGGAGAUAAAACGGAAGCAGGCACAAGAAGAGCGGCUGAGAGAACAAGAAGUAGAAAAAGCUGAGCGUGCUCGUCUGGAAGAAAUACUGAACAUGUGUGCUGAAUAUGAACGUCAAGCACAGUCUGAGCGGCAAGCAAAGCUCCCUACAACACCAACACUACAGCAAAACCGAAUAAAAACAAAUGGUUCUUUGCCAAGAGACAAGAGACUGACAUCUCCCGGAAAUCCACCAAAUGGAACAAUGCCCGAUGAUUAUGGACCAGAUGUAUUUACAUUUGAUGUCACAAACAAUAUCAUAACUGGAUUCUCGUCUGUGAACAGCCCUUCAUCACCGUAUAAUAAUUCAAAUCCUAAUUAUGUUGCCAAUGAUCCACAAAUGUGUACAUCAACCAGCACACCUGCUACAAGCUGUAUGCCUAAUAAGAGGACUACUCCAGCUAAUGGAAAUACCUUUAGCCCAUAUGAAAAUGUGGUUAUUCCUUCACCUGGGUCUGUUGUAUAUCCCCAGAGCCCUCGAACCAGGAUAAAAACCAUUGCUACAACUAAAGAUCACAAUAUAAGCCGAGAAAUGGAAGAUACAGCAGAAAAUCGGUUAGCAUUGUCCAAUGACUAUGAUUUUGUAAGUUCACUAUCUCAAAUACAGAAUUACCAAAAUGGCACUGCGCCUCAAACUGCAAACCAAGUAGAAGCAAAUAGUAAUAUAACUUCUAGCAAUAUUGGGGAAGGCCAGAAACCAUUUGAGAGGGACAAAUUUAUUCUUCCUCUUGAAAAUGGUUGCUCUGAUUCAUCACCAGCUGAUUCUGUAGAUAUGCCUGUACAUAAAGAACAGCCCAGCUUUUCAAAUCAAAAUGGAGAAGCUAGGGUCAAUGUAAGUGAGAUGGAGAAAAAUAUGAGUUUAGAUAAUAAGACUGACAUACCAAGAACUGACAGAAGUUCAAGCCAUGCAUUUACACAGUUCAAUCAGAGAAACAAUGAAGCUGACAGGACAGAAAUAGAAUCUCAAAUUCAGCAGCAAAGAAGAACAACAAAAGAUGAAGGGGAUGCACUUCGGAAGGAAAGAAGCAAGCUUCUAGCAAGCAUGUCUGGUAUAAAACGAAAAAUAACAGAAAUUGAACAGCAAGAAGAGGAACUUCUGAGGGAGCUGGAACUUGAGAGAGCCCUUCUUGAUGGAGAGCAGCAGUCACAAACUGAGAAGCUGUUACAGGAGGAAGACCGACUGGUAGCAGUGGAAUCACGGAUGGUGGAGCUAGAUCAUAUUAUGGAGAGAACUCAAGAAGAAGAAUUAAAGAGGCAAGCUGAGUGCCAGAGAAGGCUUGAUGAAAUAGACAGAGAAGUUCGAAGGUUAAAUGAUGAAGCUACUGUGUGCACAGACAUUGAGCGCCAUAAGGAAUUAUCAGAGAAAUUGAAACAACAACAUGAUCUCCUCGAUUCUGAGAGGAAGAUGUUUGAAGAUAUGGAGUUCCAUCACUUAGAGGAAGAAGCAAGCUGUCUGGCAAGAAGAGAAGAGUUGCAGCGUGAACUGACGGAAGUGUAUACACGUAUAGAGGCAAGGCGUUGCCGCAUGAGGGAGCUUGAUCAGCAGCGGCUAGAGGCAGAUCGAGCAGCACAAGAUGAGGGAGACCAGCUGGAACAGCAACUUCUUCAGCACCUAAGACUGCGUGAUGAAGGCCGGAGUAGAUUGCGUGCUAUUGAACUUCGCUUGGAGGAGUUGGCAAGGCAGGGUAUUGUGAGCAGUCCUGAAUCUAGUCCAGAUGCUUCAUCAGAUGUGGAAGAGUCUGAUGGUGCAGGUCAGCCUAAUGGCAUGCAAUCUCAAGAAGAUUUGGAUCGUAUCAGUCGUGUGACUUCUCGAGCACCAAUGGACCUAGCAACAGGUUCUCUGGGUAGACGUACAAUUGCUUCUCUUCAAGAGAUUGAGAGGAACCGCCAUUUACAUUUAGCUCAGCAAGGUAGUAUGGUAAUUGAAGAGGAACGCAAGAGAGUUCAAGAACUGAAACGAAGAGUGCAAGAUGAAGUCAGAGCACAGUGGGAAGAGCGCCGACAGAGAGAAAUGAAUUGUAACAGUCUCAAUAGUGUUGGCAGUGAUGAAACAAGUCUCACAUCAAGUGAUGUUCCCACUGAAAGUGCAUCCAGUGAUGAUGCUCUAGAGAAACGGACUGCUGUUACUGCAACAGAGGUAUCAGGUAGUGGUACCAAUGUAGAACCUGCAGAAGCAAAACAGGCUGACUCUACACAUGAAACUCAAAAUGACCGGAAAGAGGUUAGGGAGAAGGAAUUAGGCCUGGAACGCGAUCUUGAAGAAUCACGGCCUUUGUCUGAUGGCUCAUCAUAUGAACAUCAGUUGGCUGUCCGUAUGCGGGACAAAGCAACGAAGUUGCAGCAGCAGAGACCAUUAACACGCUACCUGCCAAUUCGUAGUGAGUCUUUAAAUUUACGGGCACACAUUGAAUCUGCAGGCCAUCAGAUAGAAUUAUGCCCACAUGUUAUUCUUGAUGCCACAUCUUGCCGUGGUCCUCUACAUAAGAUGGGGUCCAAAUUCCAUCACUGGAACAAGCGGUGGUUUGUUUUUGAUAGAGUUAAGAGGACUCUUAUGUACUAUGGUGACAGAUCAGAAAAGAAGCCUCGAGGGGGAACUUACUUUCAGUCAAUAGAAGAGGUUUAUGUUGACCACAUGAACUCUGUUAAAUCUCCAAGUCCACAUCUAACAUUUGUUGUCAAGACUCAUGAAAGAACAUAUUAUCUGAUGGCUCCCAGUCCAGAGGCAAUGCGUAUAUGGGUGGAUGUCAUAUUUACAGGUGCUGAAGGUUAUCAGGAAUUUGAACAUGGGUCAUAGAUAAACCAUGCAACCAUUUUCUUUCUUACUAUCUGUGGUUCAGAGCUUGCCAGUUAUGGAGCUUAGCCUCUGUCCUGAAAGAUGCCCUCCUCCCAUUUUUUUUUGCCCAUGAGAGCUGUGGUGUUUUGAGACUGAGGGAGAAGGGAUUGUAUUUUUAAUAAGACUUGAAAUAUUAUUCUUUUAUAGAGAAGAUUAAUAUUUGCCUACCCCUGCUGUAGCUUUUGAGAAAUCAAACUUUGCCAAACUAUUUUAACUGAUUAUACAAAAGUCAUGUCAAUAGAUUGUCGCACAAGUCAGGCACUUUGAAAAAGAGCUUUGAUAGAUCUGAUAUAUUUCAUAUAAAAUAUGUAGUAAGUGUGCUUAAGUCUGUUACUUGCUAAUUGUGGCAUAGAUGAAUUUUGGAGAAUUGUUCCAUUUGUAAUUAUUAUGUAAGAACUGAAAAUGUAUGUAAUAUUGUGAAAUAUACUUUCAUCAGAAAGAUUGUCAUACACAAGUGUAUAUGCAAACAUGUAAUUUCUUAUAUAACAUAGAAGUAUGUACAAUGUACCACCUAAUAUCAUUUUUUCUAAUGAGUAAAACUUUUCCCACUUGUGUGAUGUGCUCACAUUGUUAAAUAUAGUGAUGAUGGCUCACUUUGCAUCUGGAUAAGGAGAAUGGAUGUAACAAAAAUGCUAGCAGCUUAAUUUUUGAAUCAGUGUGUGUAGUGGGGAAUCAGUGGUAAAGAAAUGCAGAUGGUGUCACGAUUUUCACUGGGCAGCAGAUUUUUGUUUCUCACAGCUGCCAGUGUGUGGAUAGUACUUUAUAAAAUUUGGCUUGAAAUAGCUGAAAUUAUUUUUGUAAAAAUGAAAUGCCUUUAUCUUCUACACUGACAAUUAUCUUUCCUUUAUAACAUGUGACCGUUGUGAAACAAAUGUUUUGCAUACAUUUCAGAUUAUUUUUAAUUUGUUGAACAUCUAAUGCUACUUUGUCAUGUACUGUCAAGAUACUGUUGCUUAUUACAUUGGGGUACUGUAUAAAAGCAGCUACAACUGCUGCUUUUCAAUUUUGAGUAUGUUUUUGUAGCAAGUAAAUAAAUACAUAAUCAAUUA
This is a messenger RNA of Schistocerca gregaria, 5594 nucleotides long. Its product is annotated as pleckstrin homology-like domain family B member 1. Lineage: Eukaryota; Metazoa; Arthropoda; Insecta; Orthoptera; Acrididae. The transcript has 24 exons. Bases 352 to 4506 code for a protein of 1384 amino acids. Gene Ontology annotation, molecular function: protein binding. The record is from RefSeq and is a predicted model, not a curated record.